Messenger RNA from Homalodisca vitripennis (glassy-winged sharpshooter), 960 nucleotides. Its product is annotated as vesicle transport protein GOT1B. Gene Ontology annotation, cellular component: endoplasmic reticulum; membrane. Lineage: Eukaryota; Metazoa; Arthropoda; Insecta; Hemiptera; Cicadellidae. The record is from RefSeq and is a predicted model, not a curated record. Gene Ontology annotation, biological process: retrograde transport, endosome to Golgi; endoplasmic reticulum to Golgi vesicle-mediated transport.
CGAACUGAAAUGAAAGGUAGUUUUGUUUCAUGUUGGACUUGGGUUUGUUGUUACUUCUUACGUGAUCCAGAUAACCUUACUUUUAAACUAUCAGUGAUUUAUAGCCAAAUAUGAUAAUAAGUCAUUAACUCUAUUAUUUUCAAAUGUGUAAAAUUAAUUAAUGUUUAUUAUUAUAACACCUCUAAAAAUCACCAAAAAUGUUAUAAUUUAUGAAGAAAUUGUGUUUAGGCUAGAAGGUUAAUGACUAUUCCAGAUUCGUGCACACCAAUAUUGUAACUUUCAGAUAUCUUUAUUAUUGUUUUUAAAAUGUUUGAAAUCACAGAUGUACAAAAAAUUGGUGUGGGCUUAGCAGGAUUUGGAGUAUUUUUCUUAUUUCUUGGAGUGAUCCUACUAUUUGAUCGUGGUUUACUUGCAAUUGGUAAUAUAUUGUUUGUUGCUGGUUUAGCAGCAGUGAUAGGUUUUGAGAGAACGUUUAGGUUCUUCUUUCAAAGACACAAAACAAAAGCAUCAAUAGCAUUUUUGGGUGGAAUUGUGGUUAUCCUGUAUGGGUGGGCAUUUGUUGGAACACUUCUGGAACUAUAUGGGUUUAUAUUGUUGUUCAGCGGAUUUUUCCCAGUUGCGGUAAAUUUCUUAAGGAGAGUUCCGGUUUUGGGCACUGUUUUAAACUUGCCUGGAAUAAGUAUGGUCGUGGAUCGACUUGCAGGAGAUUCUGGCAGAACAACCGUGUGACAUUUCUAAGCCGCUGCCCUUCUGCUGCUGGGCAGUGGCCCUCUGCGCUCAAACCUCUCCUAGAGUCAUACACAUUGUUUGUCUCAUCUACUAUCAUUCCCCAUUAACAUUUCUCCAUUGUACUGUGGUACUGUACUGAUUGUUCUAUAUUCAUCACUUUUUUGUGAUGUCGUAUAUGAUAUGUCUUAUAGAAUGUUUUGUUUAGCCAAAAAUAAAUUAUUUAAAGUGUAA